AUCAUUCAAUGCUAUAAAAAUAAUUUUAAAUAUAAUUUAUUUAGAACAAAAGUAUGAAAUUGACGAUAGCUAGAUUAUUUUACUACUUGAGUGAAAAAUUUCUUCUAUUUCGAUAGAUAAUAUCACUAUUUCCUCUUGUGCUAUUUCAUUAAAUAUGAAAUCGAACGAACUGACAGAUGUGAAGAAGUUCAUUACACAUAUUACCAAGGUACAGCUGCCGUAACGAACAAAACACAUCGUAUAAUUCGCGUUGUUGAUGAUUCUUGUGUUGACAAAGUAUUUAAUUUUUGAAAAAUUAUAUGUUUCUUCAAGUAAAUUAUAAGUAACAAUAUUUUUGUUUCAAAUUCAUUUUCAUUCAUUAAAUUGACUAUUUUUGCAAUAAUGGGCCGCAUAUCAAUUGUGUCUUUUUUGUUCAAAACUCGUUUAAAAUUGUGGUUAUUGCAUAUACUUAACUAAUUAGUGUUUAAACUCGUUGUUUGUUAUGUGUUAGUGUUUAUAAAUUGAAACAAAUUCUAGAAACAAGCUUUCUAAUAAUGAAUGCACCAAUUAUAACCUUACUUUUAUCAGCUUGAAAUCGAUGUAACUAAGAAUAGUGAGUACACACUUUUAGCCACUUUGUACGUCCUUCUCAUUAUUUUCCAAUAGUAUAAAAUAUUCUAUAUUUUGUAAAUCCAUCCAAAAGAGAAUAGAUUUUAUAGAAACAACUUGCCUCAUUAACUUCCAUUAUUUGUCAUUAACUUAACUUUAUCAAAAAAAAAAAAGUCAUCGUCAUUCAAUUCACCUGCAAACUUAAAUUUCUCUGAGGAAUUCGAAAAUCAUUUAAAUUCCGUCGCAAUUUUGCUGUAAAUUGCCAAGCAUAAACAAUGAUCAAAACAUAGAGCGAUUGUACCCGAAAAUGUCCGAAGAUUUUCAUCAUGAAAAUAGUUCAAAAUUGUCGAAAUGUGCAAAACCCUUUGAAUAUUAUAGUGAGGUAAAUAACGCAGAAACAGAUUCAAGCGAGGAAGAAAUAAAUGUUGUCGAUUAUAUCUACCCAACAAAUGUCGUUAAUGGUAGUUUAAUAAAUGUGCCAGCAAAAAGUCCGCCAUUCAACUGUCAAAUACCCGCCGAAAGUGAGGUUAAAUUUAUCAAAGAGUGGUUAAUUUUACAUACUGAUUUAAUUCAACAACAGAACGAUGAUAUUAUUGAUAAAGAUCGAGAAAUUUAUAUUUUGCGAAAAGAAAAUGAAAUGCUUAAAGAAAGAAUAAGCUGCAUUGAAAAAGGAAUUUCGCAUCAGUUUGAGAAAGCAGGCAACCAAAAUAUUCAAGAGGUUAUUGUGGAAGAUAUGACCCACGGCCCUAUAAAAGAGGAAGUCAAUGAUGAUGAUGAUGAUCAAUUUGUAGAAGGGCAGUAUUCCCCAAAUAAUGACUGUUCUCUUGAUAUAAUAAACUAUAAAAAUGAAAACUGUGUAAAUCUAAGUGACAGUGAAUCUCAAAUAAACAUUAUUGAACCAGUGUCUGUCAAAAACUAUGAUGAAAACAUUGUAAAUACUGUGAUUAAACUUGAUAGUGAGGACAUACUUUUAAACAAUCUAGACCAUAGCUGGAAAUCGAAAAGUGAUUAUUACAAUAGUACAAUACCUAAAGAAGUGUCAAACUAUAGUUUCACUAUAAAUAACAUUGGUGAAUUUGAUCCUAUGAAAAAUUUAAGGAUGAGCAUUAGGAGGAAAAGAGUUACGAGCAAUUCUUCCAGCUUAUCACACAAUGAAUCCUUCAAUCUCGAAGAAAAAGAAACAUACAGAAAGAGGUUCAAGAAAAAAAAACGACGUCCAACCAAAGACACAUAUAAUGUGUUAAUGUCUACAGAAGCUUAUGUAACUCAGUCACAUGAUGUGAGUUUGGGAAUAGUAUCACCAUCAGAAUUAGACAUUGGGGAGUGUCCAGCUGCUUCAUCAUUAGAAGUACCGAGAUGGCGUCACAAAAUAUAUGCGAGCUGUUAUACAAUGGAAGGAACAGAAAAUUUAGAUGAUGAGGUGUUUAAUAAAAGACAUAUGAAACUUGAAAAUGAUGAAAGGAGGAGAAAAAGGUGGGAUGUUCAGAGGAUACGAGAGCAAAGGGUAAUUGAAAAAUUAAAACAAAGACAAGAACGGAUUGCAUUAGGUUCUAAAGGUGAAGGAAGUGAACCAAUGAUGUCUUUAUGGCCAACAGUAGAAGAUAUUAAAUAUUUGGAAGUUGUUGAAGAGUUACCAGUUGCAGCCUUUGGUCAUCCUAUAACCAAAUUUACCCCGAGUGAGUUUCAAGUACCUUGGAUCGAUAAUCCAACUCUGUUAACCAAAAGACCACAUGCCCGUAAAUCAAAAAUGAGGAGAAGAGCAUCAAAAAGAUGAAAUUUAGAAUAAAAUGAAUAAACAGGUACCUGGACUUGGUUUCAUAUUAAACAAAAAAACGUGAAAAACUUUAAAUGUUAUAACAAAUUUUGUGUAAAUUAUUGUAUAUAAAUAGAAACAAAAAGUUUUCUGUUCUAUUUGUACAAGUUCAAAUAAAUGUGUGGUGGUCUAGCCAAAGUGAAAUACUUGCGUUCAGAAAAGUUUUGUGUGGAAUCUGGAGUUUGUUCUGAUUUCAAUUCUAAUUUUGAAAUUUCGUUAAUCAAAAUAAGGCUGAUAUCUGGAAUAGUUUUUUAAGUCUUGAACAGUAUUAGAAGUCCUAUGAAUAAUAUAUCCUAUUUUACAUUGAUUACUGAAAUAUAGAUGUUUUAUCAAUUCUCAACUUAUUUUGAUUCUCAAAUGACAGUUGUAGAUAUGAACUGUUUCAUGGGAAGCUUCUAAUGGCAGUAAAUUAAAUUUCACAAUCUUCAGUCAUUAUAUCUUCUAAUUUAAUUUGAAAAAUUUAAUCACAAUAAAUUCAUCUAUAAGAUAAUACCAUACAGUUUGAAUUCAUUGGGACAAAUUAAAAAAAAACAUUUUCUAAAAGUAUGUCCUCCUUUAGCAGACACCUCAACAACACGUUUUGACAUUGACUCUAUUAGUUUAUGGCACAUUUUCUUGACCUCAUCAUCAAGGAACCACAAUUUUAUAGCAAUCGUUAUCAUUUUUGCAAAACAGCUAAAACUUGAUAAUAUGCCAUAAAUUCAUAAUUGGAUGCAGGUCUGGUAAAUUACCCGAUGUGAGAUUGUCAUUAGUUUUAGAAUGUAAUUUGAUAUUUCUUCUAAAAUUUAAUGAGUUUUACAGUUGUUUUCCAUUUGCGACCACAUUUUUCUUUUUGGUGAUAAUAAAUUAUAUUUCGAAACCAUCAUAUACAUGUGUUUAAAGAAAUUAUUUUAAUACGCUUCUUAUGAGAAAUGUUCAUCUUUGAAAUAACACCUUAUUACACAGAACACCAUCGACUGAUACGCAGAUACAAUCACAACUGAACUGAUGACCUUCAAAAUCUAGUCAAACGCGUUUUUAAUGUUCAAGUUCAAUUCUGAACACUGCCUUUAGAGGGAUAUAAGCAGUUUGGGGAGGUUCGGGACGUCGAAAUCUAAAUUAAAAUAUCCCAAUUAAUUCAAAAUAGUUUUGCAUAAUCGAGUCUUAUCCUUUUGUCUGGCUUCCCUCGUGCAUGUGAUGUUCAUUUGAAAAUGUGGCUCCUUUACUGUAUUACUGAUUUUGUUGAUAGUGUAAAGUUAAAGAUCUAUGAAUUACGGGGGAAAUUCUACACUUUUUCUAAUUUUCUCUCUAUUAGAGCUCUUAAGAUGACUUUUGUGUGUUUUUCUAUGUUUUCCAGUAUUAUCAUAUAAUUAUUAGUCUUUCCUAAAUGUGCUAUGGUUUUAUUGAAUUUUGCAAUAUAUAUAUUGAUAAAUUGAUUGUUCGAAUUCUUAAUUUAUUUUCAUUGUUAAAAAUGAAAUUGUAUGAGAUUUUUUUCAUGGGAAGCAUAUAAUAGAAAUGAAUCAAAAAAUUUCAACAUACAAUUCAUUAAAGUUGAGUUUAAAUAAUUACUGGUUUAGUUUGAAUACUUUACAUAACAUUUAUAUUUUUUGGUAUAUUUAAAAACACAUUUCGAAGUCUUCAUUAGGAAAAAUAUUUUUCAACUUAUUCACAGAUAUUUUAUUUUUAUUAUAUUAAUUUGAUAUUUAAAAUAUAUUGUAUACAGGGAUGACAUUUGAAUUGGAAGUGUUGAAAAAAUCAUUUCCCGUUGAUAAUAGUAACAAACAAAGUAACAACAUUAAAUAUUGAAUUGUACAUUAGUAACUGUGAAAAUUCUGGGUUUCUUCAACUGAACACUUUUAAUCAAGUGAAAAUUGAUAUUUUUUUUAUCGAAACGGAAUCUAAUUCACCAGUUUGAAAACAAGUGAAAUGAUACAUAACAUUUUCCAGUUUUUCGCUUGUAUCUAGAUCACCAUGAUUUUUCACUGUCGAUUUUAUAUAUGGAAAGGUUAUUUCUAUCAUAACUUUACUUAAUAUACAAAAUUCACAUAACUUUACACAUAAAUCAAUUUUCUUAAGAAUAAUUUGGUAUAUAGUCCAGGCUACCAAAGAAGAAAUGAGGUAUUACUUCCGAUUUCCAUGAACCUGCAUCGAUUUGCAUGAAAAUUUGGGAUUACUUACUCAUAUCAUCAAAAUCUACCAUAGGCCAAUAUGUGCUUAUUACUGUUAGGGGUGAAAACUACCCCUUAUUGCAAAAAAUCAAUAAAAUCACAAGUGUAAGCAUUUAAUGAGUAGAAAAAUACUUUUAAGGUUUCAAUAAACGUUGUUUAAUGCCUUAAUAUAGUAUUUAUAUUUUUUCAACCCUGCUUGAUGUAUUUCAUCCCUUAUAAAGCACCCUCAGUUAAUAUAAAAAAAAAUAGUAUUUAAUUACUUAGUGGUUUCUUACUUAUAUUGAGUUGACUCUUUUUGUUUGUGUUCAACUUUGUUUGCUUUCCAAAUGUUCACCCUUAUAAAUCAUUUCUUAUUUUGAAAAAAAUUGAAAUCAAAUGUUUAUAGACGUUAUUCCUUUUAAUUAUUUAUUUAUUUUAAAUGGACUUUUUUAUCUAUUUUGUAUUUAUAAUUUUCAACCCUUACGGUCAUUCCCUAUUUCGGCUAAAAUUGAAAAAAUAUGUAUACAGAUGUACUUAUAGUUUUUUCUCUUUUAACUUGAAUAUUAUGUAUUUAAAAUUUUCUACCCCUAUAAAUCAUGAAUGAAAAAUUUAUUUACAAGGUUUAUACAAUGUUAAUAUGGUUAAUUUUUAAGCAAAUUAGUCGCCCAAAACGUAGAUUUAUAAGGAAUUUUAUAACCUAUAAGUUUUAAAUUUCUUUAGCCUUCUAUUUUUUAAAGAGCAACUCUUAAAGGGUUCGACGAAAAUGGUAUCAAUCAUACUUUAUGGUAUGAUUGUAACUUUUUGUUCCUUAUCAAGUAUAAUUUUCCAGAUAUUUUGAAAAAAAGGCAUUGCAUUCUAAAUCGUUCAAACUUAUAAUUAUUAGUAUGUAAAUAAAGUACACUGGAUAAAUUUUAUUUAUAUUUUAUUUCGGCCACAACUUUCUUAGUUUCUUAGUUUUUAUGCUAGAGAGUUCUACGAACUCUCAUUUUAAAGGUUUUUAAAGGUACUUUGAAAAAGAUCUUAUGCAAUUACCUAACCAAGCAAGUUCAUGAAAAUCGGAGGUGAAAACCUUGGUAGCCUGGAUUAAGAGUAUUUUUGUUUAAAAUUAGCACUACUUGUACAUGGUUCUAAAACGGAACCGAGAAUAUUUAUAAUUUUGAGUUUUUUUUUUCAUGACAAAUAUAGUAUUUAUUUAGUGUUCAGUAUCGAAACCACAUUUAUUUAGAAUAGAAUUUUAGAUUGAAAAAUAUUGUAUUUUGUGAAUAGUGUCUCAAAUAUAAUUUCGAAUGUUAGUAAUCAAAUUUCGUUUUUUUAUGGGGUAACUGUGACUGUAACAAGUUUUCAUCAAAAAGUUAAGAUCUCACAAAUCAAUCUUCAGUAAAAGGGGUUAUUUUUAUUAUAAAUGCAUUAAUUUUAAUUCAAAUUAAUAUAUUUUUGAGACACUACAGGACGACUUGAGAAUAUACGCGCUUAUUUAUGAAGGUUUAUACCUAAAUGUGAUCUUAAGACGUUCUAUGUAUAGAAAAUUAUUAUUCACUUUCGUUUUUAGUUUCAAUGUGAUAAUAUAAAAAAAUUAGAAGGAAUUUGAUAUUAUUUUUAUAUUUAGUCGAUAUUGUAUGUUCAGGAUUGUAUUGUACUUAGACAUACUACAUUUACUAAGAAUAUAUUUUGUUUUUUAAUACACUCUUAAGAAUGA
Diorhabda carinulata is the source of this 6223-nucleotide messenger RNA. Its product is annotated as male-specific lethal 1 homolog. The record is from RefSeq and is a predicted model, not a curated record. The coding region runs from base 896 to 2362 and encodes 488 amino acids. The transcript has 6 exons. NCBI's taxonomy places the organism in Eukaryota, Metazoa, Arthropoda, Insecta, Coleoptera, Chrysomelidae. Gene Ontology annotation, cellular component: MSL complex.